ACUCGCCCUUCCCUGGCUUCAGCCCCGCUGCGGAGGGAAGAGCCGGGGGCCAAGGGCCCCUGCAGGCUGCGGUCCCGCCGCGGCCGGGAACAAACUGUCCCCAUUAGGGACCUCCUCGGAGUGGCGUGCGGGAUGCACCCUGUCCACGCCCGCCCGAGACUCGGGGGACACCGGGCCCGCGCAGUGGCGCUGUGGUAGCAGGCAGGCCGAGGGAGAAGGAGUGAAGGUCCUUUUCGCACUCGAAAGACUUUGUAGAGGAAAGCUGGAGACAACAAUCAGAUGACGCUUAUCGUGUUUCAGGUUUGGCAUUUUGACCCCCCUGGUAGUACUUCGGAGGUGCUCCCGGCGUGGUGCUCCGAGGACCGUGCGAGCUGGGGAUUGAGUGAGCUUGGAGCCACCUCCCAAGCCUCAGGUGUCCCUGUGGGGAGGCAGCUUCUUUCCCUCCACUCCUGAGUGGAGAGUGAAGAUCUGAGCUCAGAUUCGGUCCCGCUGCUGUCUGGUCCCUCAGCUCCGCCGAGCGUGGUUCCCCAGAAAACAGAGCAUGGCCUAUGAUUGUGCUCGAGUAAUGUUGGAAAGAAGGAAUUGUGGUGCGAAUGGACAGAUCCCGGGUACCACGGCUUGGGACUGCAGAGGAGAAGGCUGGGUGCGACAAGCGGUUUCUUCGUGCUGAUGGACUGGUUUCGGUUUCAUGAUUGAUUAGGAACUUGCGUGAUCAGCUCAUGGAACUACGCAAAAUUUAGAGUGAUUCCAGAAGUUUAGGUCUGUGACCUAGUUCUCAUUGACUUGCAAUAGUGAAUGCCCUGGCUUCGAAAACUCCGGAAGAUGUCACCUGCCACUGUGGGAAAGCCAGGUGUAAUGACAAUGGAUUCUAUCUUGGCUCAAUUGAAACUCCUAAAUCCUGAUGACCUCAGAGAAGAAAUUGUCAAAGCUGGAUUGAAAUGUGGACCCAUUACAUCAACCACAAGAUUUAUUUUUGAGAAAAAAUUGGCUCAGGCUUUAUUGGAGCAUGGAAAAACAUUGGCUUCAUCUCCUUCUGAACAUGAAGCUCUCAGCCAGGACACACAAAGGAUUUUGAAGUCAGCUAUAGGAAGUUCUCCUGAGCAUAUCAACUUUUCUGAAGACAGAGAUUUUGGAUAUAGCGUAGGUUUGAAUCUUCCAGAGGAAAAUAGUGUGACAUCUGAGACCUGCUCAUUAUCCAGAGGCACUGCUGGGGUUGACAGCCAUAAAGCUGUGAUGGAGAUCUCUAAAGAGCCAUCUCUGUACUAUGGAGUGUGCCCACCAUAUGAGGAUACUCCUGUGAAAAAUGAAAGAAUUCAUGUUUUUGAAGACAAAAAGGAAGCAUUGCAAGCUGUUAAAAUGAUGAAAGGAUCCCGAUUUAAAGCCUUUUCAAGCAGAGAAGAUGCUGAGAAAUUUGCUAGAGGUGGCUUGUACUUAUCUGAGUCAGAAGCAGUGAACAAAGAGCGAGCAAACAGUUACAAAAAUCCACGCACACAAGAUCUCACAGCUAAACUUCGAAAAGCUGUGGAGAAGGGAGAAGAAGACACUUUUCGUGAUCUCAUCUGGAGUAAUCCUCGGUAUUUAAUUGGGUCAGGGGAUAACCCAACCAUUGUACAGGAAGGAUGUAGGUACAAUGUCAUGCAUGUUGCUGCCAAAGAGAAUCAGGCUUCUAUCUGCCAAAUGGUUCUAGAAACUCUAGAAGACCCUGAAUUUAUGCGACUUAUGUACCCAGAUGACAACCCAAGCAUGUUGCAGAAACGUAUCUGUUAUAUUGUUGACUUGUACCUGAAUACUCCUGACAAAGCAGGCUAUGAUACACCAUUGCAUUUUGCUUGUAAGUUUGGAAAUGCAGAUGUCGUCAAUGUACUUUCAUCACACCCUCUGAUUGUAAAAAACGCAAGGAAUAAAUUUGAUAAAACUCCUGAGAAUGUUAUUUGUGAAAGAAACAAAAGCAAAUCUGUGGAGUUGAAGGAGCGGAUUAGAGAAUAUUUAAAGGGUCACUACUACGUGCCACUCUUGAGAGCAGAAGACUCAUCUUCUCCAGUGAUUGGGGAAUUGUGGUCUGCAGACCAGGCAGCCGAGCACUCACCUAACCGCCACAGUUUUGGAGGCCCCAGAGACCCUAUUUUGACCCUGCGAGCUUUUGCAGGACCUCUGAGUCCAUCCAAGGCAGAAGAUUUUCGCAGACUCUGGAAAACUCCACCUCGAGAGAAAGCAGGCUUCUUUCACAAUGUCAGAAAAUCUGAUCCAGAGAGAGGCAUUGAGAGAGUGGGAAGAGAGCUAGCUCAUGAACUGAGGUAUCCCUGGGCUGAAUACUGGGACUUUCUUGACUGUUUCGUUGACCUUUCCUCCCCGGAGGGCUUACAGAAACUCGAAGAGUAUUUCCACCAGCAGGAAGAAAGCAGAAAGGCUCAACAAGAAAUGAGAGAAAAUGAAGCUUGUCAUUCAGAGAAAGCCUCUGCCUAUGGUCACCCUAGGAAGAAUAGCAGUUCCAUUUCUGUAAGGGCAUUUCUAGGUGAAGAUGAUGACAUGAGCUUGGAAGAAAUUAAAAAUCGGCAAAAUACAGCACGUAAUAAGACCCAACCCACAGUUGGUGCUUUUGGAGAUUCCAACAUCCUUCCUUUGGAGCAGAAUAUGAAUCUUAUAGAAGCCUCAGCCCCAAACAGCUCCCAAGGCAACAGAAAUGGUUUUUAUAGCCCUCCAAGCAGCAACAAGACCCUGGGAGGGAAAAGAACAAACACCUCAGGUGCAGAGGAAGACCUCUUGUCACCUGUCUCCACUUUGACUGUUGAGUUUGAUAAACUGAAUUUGCAGAAAUUAGGAAGAGGCUUUUCUGAGAAAGCAAGUAAAAAUGUGGAAGAUGGAGAAAAGACACUGACAUCAAAAUUAGACACAGAAGAAAGUGACUUCUUAGUACCACCUGCUGCUACAGGCAACCUCAGAACAAAACAGAUAACAAUGGAGAGAGAAGUGUCAGCUGGAAUUGCUGAACUGUGCCUGGAUCCCAACCAUCCUAGGCAGGAGACCCAACACCACAGCACUUCUACACCCUCAGAUCCCCUAGGGGUCCCUACCAUCCAAAGACUCUUCCUUUUGGGAGAGGAGCCCUCAAAGCUGGAUCGAGAUGUCCUAGCAGCUUUAGAGUGUAUAGAUGUGGACCCAAACCAGUACCCUGGUGUGCACAGAUGGAGGAGCGCCGUCCUGUGCUACUCACCAUCAGAUAGACAGAGCUGGCCCAGCCCUGCACUGAAAGGGAAGUCGAAGUCUCAGCAGACAGAUUUUGGUCACCCUUGCAACUGCAGCCCGGGGAGAAGCAGUCCUGUGGUCACCAGCCCUGGGAAGCCCACCACUGCCUUGUAUUCCCCUGGUGUGGGCAGCCCUGGGCGCUACAGUCCUGCAAAUGGGGGCCACCUCCGCAGAAUGACACUCCUGGCCCAGCCUGCUGGCUCAUAAGGCUCUUGUUAUUGCUGUUGUUGUUGUUGUUGCUGUUUAAUAAGGGUAAUAUGUUCAUUACUGAAAUGUCAAAAAGGAACAUAUUCUGGUUAAUCUCAUUUUGAAGGUGAGAGACAGUUUUAGAGAAUUCACAUGUUCUGUCUACAUUGAUAUUUUGAGAAGUUGACACAAGCUAACUCAGAUACAAAUUUCCUGAAAACUGCCUGUGUGGUAAUGUUACAGAAUUCACCAUGGUAGCCACAGUGCCAUGAUGUACAGUAGUAAACAUGAAUUUGGUCCCACCUUUCUUUUCUCAAAAAAAUCCUCUGUGUGGCCAGUCCACCCAGUUGAGUAGAGGAAGUGAUUAGGUCAAUGUAAACAGUACUUACAAUUUGGGCCAUUAAGAUGUGAAUCAGGAGCCAGAAGAAUUUGGAAAGUCUUAUAAUCAUUGAGGAGGCUAUGCAAAUGGCCACACAGGACUUCUCAGCAACCCCAGCAUUCACCAGUGCUGGGGCUUGACAUGUUUGUAAUGUCUCCAUACAUAAAACAGUCUGUAAACUCUGCUUUCAGAAUAUAUUUAGGGUUCAUAUCAGUUGAAUUUUCUUCAUAAAAAUAAUACAUUUUAGUAACUAGAGGUUUACCUUUGGGUUUUUUAUUUGUUUGGUGGGCGAGGGGUGUACACCUGGCUGUGCUCAGGACUUACUCUCGGCUCUGCACUCAUGGAUCACUCCUGGCAGGUUCAGGGGACCAUACAGGGUGCUGGGGAUCAAAACCAGGUAGACCAUAUGCAAGGCAUGCACUUUGUCUUCUAUAGUGUUCUCCAGGUGUAGAGGUUUACUUUUGAAAGUUACUUGAGAGUAUUUUAUUUCAGCUCCUCUCUUGCUUCUAACCCACCUACAAUAUCGGCAUCCCCCAAUGGCCCUCUGUGUUGUGGGGAUACCUGAGGCCAAAAAGCUCUGUUAAAGGCUGGAUUUCUUCAGCUUUAUAUAUGAGGACUCAUACACAGGUGGUAUUGUUAUAGCACGCAUCUGCCAAUGCUUUUGGUAAUGUAAGUGCCUUUUGUAAAUCAUUUAUUUUCCUGAACUUUUGAGAUUAUACUGUGAGACUACUAAGAAUUCUUGUUCAAAAAAAAAUCUGAACUGAGUAUAUUAAAACUUAUUUCUUUCAUAUAACACUGGUCAGGAAUGUUGGGAUUAAGAUUUAUAUUUUAAUUCAAAAGGUUACACAGUAUUUUCAUUUGUGUGGGAGGCAACCUAUACAUAAGAAAAAUAAUUCUAGGAGCCGGGGCAAUAGUAUAGUGGGUAAGACAUUUCCCUUACAUGCAGUCAACUAGAUUCAAUCCCUGGCAUCCUGUAUCGUCCCCUGAGCCCACAGGAGUGGUCUCUGAGAGCAGAGCCAGGGUUAAGUCCUGAGCACCACUGGGUAUGGACUAAAAACAAAAAAAUAAUAAUUUUAAAUACCAAAGGCAUAUUUUUAAAGGCACCUUUGUCACCAAAGAUGUCAAAUACAGGUUGCUGGAGUGAUAGCACAUCGGGUCAGGUGUUUGCCUUGCACACGGCCGACCCGGGUUCGAUUUUCAGCAUCCCAUAUGGUCCCCCGAGCACCGCCAAGGAGUAAUUCCUGAGUGCAUGAGCCAGGAGUAACCCCUGUGCAACACCAGGUGUGACCCCCAAAGCAAAAAAAAAAGUCAAAUACAGGUGUAUUCACGGUGAUGUUUUCUUUAAAACCUUACCAUACUGUUCUGUAUAUUAUUGUCAGUGUUCGGAUAGAAAUUAAAAUUGGUGGGGCCAGAGAGAUGUAUAGCAGGUGGGGCCCUGGCUUUGCUUGCAGGCAACUGAGCUCAAUCCCUGGCAUUCCAUAUGGACCCCCAAGCACCGCCAGGAUACUUUCUUAGUGUAAAGUCAGAAGUAAUCCCUGAGCAUCACCGGGUGGGUGCCCCCAAAACAAAAAACAUUAAAAUUGGUGCUUAUACCUCAAAUAUGCAGGCUUCUAUGGUUUUCUAAAAAUUUUAGAACUUGACUGUUUAUCCACUUGUUCUUACAAAGUGCUCCUGCCUGGUUUCAACGAAGGCAUUAACUUAUAUCCCUAGGUGGUUUAUAUGUUUUUUAACUACUUAGUUGAAAUAAAUUGUUUUUAAAAUCA
This is a messenger RNA of Sorex araneus (European shrew), 5571 nucleotides long. It is a transcript of the gene ANKLE2, whose product is annotated as ankyrin repeat and LEM domain containing 2. The transcript has 13 exons. Gene Ontology annotation, cellular component: endoplasmic reticulum. Bases 796 to 3450 code for a protein of 884 amino acids. Lineage: Eukaryota; Metazoa; Chordata; Mammalia; Eulipotyphla; Soricidae. Gene Ontology annotation, molecular function: protein phosphatase 2A binding. The record is from RefSeq and is a predicted model, not a curated record. Gene Ontology annotation, biological process: negative regulation of phosphorylation.